AUGGCUGAACUAAUAAAACCUCCUCGUAUGUUCACUCCAAACGAGUGGCUCUGUGCAAAUAAAAAUAAAUAUGGGAUGGCUAACUCUACAAGAGAAUUGGCACAGGGCUUAAAUGCUGAGUGUGAUCGAGCUAUAGAUGAAGUCAAAAAACGCACAGAGAAAACGAUGAAUGAUGUCGACAAAAAAUUAGAUCAGAGACUUGAUGACGUUGCAUAUUGGCGGGGCGAAUUGGAUAAAAAGCUACAAGACAACGCCGAGGAAUCAAAAAAACUCCGGGAAUGUAUUGUGAGACUUCAGAAAGCCUUAGCUGCCACAUGUGAACCACUUCACAUAACUAAUCAGUGUCUACUCGUUAGAGACGAACGAAAGGGUAUUGAUCUAGUGGCAGAUGAUGUGCACAAAAAUCUUCUUCGUGAAGUUGAAACGAUAAAAGGAGUCCAAUCUUUGCUAUCACGUACCAUAGAGCAAGCAACCGAGCAAUACAGACUCAAUCAAAAGUCAGCCUUUAACCUUAAAAAAGAUCACGUUGGGAAGCAGAGUGCUUUCAACUUGGACGAAUAUGGAAGGACGGUCUCCUCAUAUGCUGAGAAUAUCCCCGAUGCAAAAAAAGAAUCUCCCGAUUUUGCCCCAUCUUUUAGUCCCGCAGAGUGGCAAACAUUCACUCAAAACAACCUCGAGAUGGCCGAUAAACAGCUCCAGAAUUCUCAUCAAAUGCGAAACCUUAUAGAAGGCAUUCUAAUUCAAGUUGCUGAAGAUCAGAAGAAGCAGGUCGCUGAUACUAAUUGGGCACUCAAAAAGCGAAUUACAGAAGUUAGAGAUGCAAAAGGCAAAUUGGAAGAACAUCUUGCACUAACACUGAAAGAGAUAUCAGAUAUGGAGGACAAUAUCACAGAAUUGAAGAGUGCGAUUCGUGCCCUAAGCAAACCAGCUGCCGUCACGGAGACUAGACAGAACCUUCGAGACGUGCGACCCGGCGUAGAACUCUGUCGGGACGCUCCAUUCUACAGGCAAGUUGGCGUUUUUCAGUAG
Dibothriocephalus latus is the source of this 1029-nucleotide messenger RNA. The record is from the annotation of a GenBank genome assembly. Lineage: Eukaryota; Metazoa; Platyhelminthes; Cestoda; Diphyllobothriidea; Diphyllobothriidae.